AUGCGUCGCUGGUUUGGUUUGGGCUCUUUCUGUAGCCGAGUAGUUUACAGCAGCAGGAGAGAAGGAGCAGGAUGGAGGAGGACAUUUACAGGACACACAACUCUCAACAGUACACAGGUACAACACUGGGGCACAGUGUUAUCAAAACGCCUCUGUCACAGUGAUUUGGGGGACUUAUACAAGAAUGAGUCCGUGCAGAAGUAUCUCCAGCAGCUCAUGGAGGAGUACAGGGACCUCAGCAAGAAGUUACAGCAUGCAUACAUCAACGAGACAGACAGAAAAGAGCUUUCUAUGAAGCACACAGAGCUGCUGCCACUGGCAAAUAUCCUGCAGAAUAUUGAACACGCUUUGAAAGACCUUGAGGAAGUCAAAUCACUUCUCAAUAGUUCAGAUGGUUCCAAAGAUGAAGACAAGCAAUUGACCCAGCUGCUGAAAGAGGAGGAAGCACAGAUCUCCCACAGAAUUUUAGGCUUAAGAAAAGAUUUAAUCAAAGCUCUGGUGCCGACUGAUCCUCUCGACCCCAGUAAUGUUCUGCUGGAGGUUGUGUCAGGUCGGACAACAGGAGGGGACAUCUGUCAGCAGUUCACCACCGAAAUGUUUGACAUGUACCAGGGUUUUGCCUUUUACAAGAACUGGGACUUUGAGGUUUUGAACUACACAUCUGCUGAGUAUGGUGGUUUGCACCAUGCAGCGGUACGAAUAGUCGGGGAAAACGUGUACAGAUAUCUGAAGAAUGAAGGAGGAACGCACCGGGUGCAGAGGAUCCCUGAGGUGGGCCUCUCCUCCAGGAUGCAGCGUAUCCACACUGGAACCAUGACUGUUAUAAUCCUGCCUGAGCCCAUUGAGUUUGAUGUCAACAUUGAUCCAAAGGACCUUCGCAUUGACACAUUUAGAGCUCGGGGUGCUGGAGGCCAAAGUGUCAACACAACAGACAGUGCAGUGCGCAUUGUUCAUCUUCCCACAGGUAUGAAGGCAGAGUGUCAGCAGACUCGCUCUCAGUUGCAGAACAGAGACACGGCCAUGCGCAUGCUGAAGGCCAGGCUUUACCAGAGCAUGAUGGGUAAAGAGACUGAGCAGAGGCAAACAACACGAAAACAGCAGGUGGGCACACGCUCUCAGUCAGAGAGGAUUCGCACCUACCAUUUCAGCCAGGAUCGAGUCACAGACCACAGGACUGGUUAUGUUACCAGAGAUAUUAAGGAGUUCAUGAGAGGAGGGGAGGGCCUGGACGAGAUGAUUUCCGAUGUACUUGAACAUUCAGAGAGGGAGGCUCUUCUGGAGAUGGUGGUGAACAGCAACAGCAGCCUGAAAUGACCAGAGUCUGGACAAUCUACAGACUGACACCCACCACAGCUUACUCUCAGGUGGACUAACCAUACAGUACAUCAUUUGGUGGAUGUUCUUCUCCAGCGCAUUUGUGCUAGACAGUCCGACCACAUGCUGAAGUUGAGAUAUCUAUUGUUGAUAUAAUACUGGAACAAAAUGUAUGCAGUAGUAAUCCUGUAAAUUAUGCAGUGUGAGACAAAUUGUAGUUAUCACUUGUUAUUUUUUUAAAUAAAAUCUUAAAUGAUGUAUG
Molecule: messenger RNA, 1576 nt
Organism: Scomber japonicus (chub mackerel)
Lineage: Eukaryota; Metazoa; Chordata; Actinopteri; Scombriformes; Scombridae
Gene: mtrf1
Product: mitochondrial translational release factor 1
Exons: 9
Coding region: 1-1314 (437 amino acids)
Biological process (GO): translational termination
Molecular function (GO): translation release factor activity
Source: RefSeq, a predicted model, not a curated record